Drosophila kikkawai is the source of this 933-nucleotide messenger RNA. RefSeq lists its product as uncharacterized. NCBI's taxonomy places the organism in Eukaryota, Metazoa, Arthropoda, Insecta, Diptera, Drosophilidae. The record is from RefSeq and is a predicted model, not a curated record.
AGAAUCCGAAUGCUUCAGUUCGGUCUUUACUUUGCCAGCGUCAAGAUGUCUAUAAUGCCUGCAAUCGUGCAAUUGGGUCUCUUGCUGUGUGUCCUGGGUGUUGUGUCAGCUCGUCAGGAUGUGGGGCGUCGCAGCUGUCAGGAAAUUGGAGAACGCUGCCAGACCCACGCGGAGUGCUGUUCACACAAGUGCAUGACCUACCUCAGUACCUGUGCCAAGAAAAUAGAUGAUCGCAUUCCCAUUCCCCACACGCCCGGCUUCAAUGGAAUCUUUGAUACUGGAAUCAAGGCACCGGUUGAUCAUGUGCAAGUCGUUGGACUUUCUGAUCUGCCAAAUCCUUCAAAGGAAGUUUAUAAUAUUGUCUCGCAGGCAGCACCACAAUGCCAGAAUGUCGGAGGACCGUGUAACACCAGCACGGACUGCUGUAAUUUGCGCUGUCACUUCUACAUGCACAGGUGUGUCACCUGAGCGAUUUUAGGGGACAAUAAGGAAAUGUGACAAACCAGCUUAUUACCAAAUUACAAAUUAUUACUGUUACAAAUUUAAUUAUUUAGAAAAUUAAAUAUAUUGUUGUUAUUUAAAAAUGUUAUUGAUUAUUGUGUUUAUUUGAUCUAAGGUUGUUAUAUUUACGAAUUUUACUUACAUUUAAAUUAAUGUUACGAACCAAAAUAUGAGGAUUCAAACCCUAAAAUUCAUUUUGCUUGAACUAUAUAUAUUUUAUAUAAAUUAUUUAUAUAUUAAAUAUGUAUGUAUUUGUUGUCAAACCCUUUAACUGACACUGUAAGUAAUAAAAUUGAUAAAGCAAAUGCGGGCUUUCUGCGACAACCUCAAAGUGAUAUGCAUUAAACUGAGCAAAAUGUAUAAAAAACCCAGCAUGUGCUUGACCUGAUAAGUUUGUUGUAUACUGUAUUUGUCAUAUCUUAUAUAUAUGUA